AUUCCGGGUCCAAAGGUUCCCGGGGCCGGCGGCGGCUCCGGCCGGGAGCGAUUCCCGGGAUCCGGCCUCGGCUGGGAAUCAGGAACGGGAAUGGGAAUGGGAACAGGAAUGGGAACGGGAACGGGAAUGGGAACGGGAACGGGAAUGGGAAUGGGAAUCCCGCUGCUGCUGCUGCUCCCGGUGCUCCAUCCCGCGGCGGGGAAUGUCCACGAGCCUCUGCUGAUCCUGGAGGGGCCGGAGCAGGGCGGGAUCCGGCUCCGGUGCCUCUCGGAGCGCCCCUUCUCCGAUGUCCAGCUGCUGUGGACAGACGGGAAGGGGGAAAACCUGACGGGAAUUCCGGCGCCGACGGACACCGGGAGUGCCGGCAGCUCCCUGCUGCUCCGGCCGGGAUCCGGGAACGCCGCGUCCUGCAGGAUCCUGGACCCCCGGCUCCAGACGGCCUCGGAAUCUUCUGUCAUCAUCGCCGAUGUUUUCUUCCCGGCCACGUCCCCCUGGCUCCCGGCGUUCCUGAUGCUGCUCGUCCUCGGCGUCUUCCUGCUGCUGGCGGCCGCCUACAAACUGCGCCAGAACCAGCAGCUCCUGGCUCGCGAGCGGAAGAACCAGCAGGAGAUCCAGGAGGAGAUCGAGGAUCUCAAGGGGGAGCUGGAGGAGGAGAUUGGAAAAUUCCAGAAGGAGAACCAGGAGAUGGAGAAGAAAAUCGGGCACAUCCAGGCCCAGUUGGGAUUCAGACGGGCUCAGAGUAAUGCAGUCUCCCUGACCCUGGACGAGCACUGCAAACACCCCGACCUCGUGAUCCAGGGAAAAUCCUGGAUCGUCACCUCCAAGCUGGGAUCCAAGAUCCAUCCCAAAGCCGUGGUGGUGGCCCGGGAAGGCUUUUCCGAAGGGAAGAGCUACUGGGAAGUGGAGGUGGGGGACGGAUCCGACUGGGAGCUGGGCGUGCUGGGGGAGGAGAUCCGGGAUUCCCUGCGGAACAACGGUGGCCGCUUCCCGGAGGAGACGGUGCCGGGGCUGGAGUAUUCCCAGGGGGAAUUCCGCCUCCCCGGCGGGAAGCUGGAGCGCAAUUCCGGGAGCUGCCGCGUGCUCGGGGUCCUCCUGGACCAGGAAUCCCGCACCCUCUCCUUCUUCGACGCCGAGGAGAAGCAGCGCCUGGGACUCCUCCCCUUGAAACUUCCCGGGAAUCUCUUCCCGUUCUUCAGCCCCAGCUCCGACGGGAAAGCUCUGGGGAUCCGCCCCGUGGGGGUUGGAGGGCCCCAGCAGUGACCUUUUAAUAUUCGCUUUAUUUUAAUAACUGAAUUCCCUUUUGAACGUCCCAAUUAUUCCCUUUAAAAUAGCCCAAUUGUUCCUUUUUAAUAUUCAAUUUAUUCCCUUUUAAUAUUCAAAUACCCCCUUCUAAUAUUCCAAUUAUUCCCUUUUUAGUAUUCCAAUCAUUUUCUUUUAAUAGUCAAAUUAUUCCCUUUUAAUAUUUUAAUUAUUUCUUUCAAAUGCCCCAAUUAGUCCCUUUUAAAUAUUCAGAUUAUUCCUUUCAAAUAUUCAAAUAAUCCUUUUAAAACGUCCUAAUUAGUCCAUUUUAAUAUUCAAAAAAUCCCAUUUUAAAUAUUAAAACCACCCAUUUUAAAUAGUCAAAUUAUUCUGUUUUAAAUAUUCUAAUCACUCCUUUUAAAUAUUCCAAUUAGUCCUUUUAAAAUAUCCUAAUUACUCCCUUUUAAAUAUUCAAAUUAUCUCCUUUUAAAAUAUUCACUUUAUUAUCUUUUAAUAUUCAGAUACCCCACUUUUAAUAUUCAGAUUAUUCCCUUGUUAGUA
This is a messenger RNA of Corvus hawaiiensis (hawaiian crow), 1800 nucleotides long. Its product is annotated as translation initiation factor IF-2-like. Lineage: Eukaryota; Metazoa; Chordata; Aves; Passeriformes; Corvidae. Gene Ontology annotation, molecular function: protein binding. The coding region runs from base 91 to 1260 and encodes 389 amino acids. The transcript is spliced from 12 exons. The record is from RefSeq and is a predicted model, not a curated record.